CCCGCCUCGAAUCCAGAGCCCGUGCACAGCUCGCAUCUGCCGCGCAUAGGCUGGGCAGAUGUCGAUCUCGCUGGCCGCUGGGUUCACGUCGACGACGGACCUCGCUUACGUCUCCAAGCUGUCCAAGGUGGCGGCGAAGAAGCAGCUGCAACCGCCCAUCGGCGCGUCGCCCGGCGAGCUCCGCCUUUGGCGCAAGCAGAACGGUCUGCUGAGCGAGGACGAGCGGAAGGCGGACGAUCUCGAGCACCACAAGAGCAAGUCGCGGCGGUGUGGGAUGCGUCCCGCCGAGUGCCGCCCCAGCAGCCGCCUGCCGCCCUCCGCCCCACCCCGCGCCGCUCUCUCGAGGGUGCCGCCGUCAAACAAGGCUCCGGCUCGGCACACCGCGGCUCCGGGCCGACAGCCCGCGGCCGGGACGGCGGCCAGCCGCCGCCCGCCGAGCGCUCCCGCAGGCCGGUCCGUCUGCGCUCCCGCGCCGAGGGUCGACAAGCCGCGCCGCUCAACAGAGCCGCUGCCAGCGCUGCCGGCGGGCCGCUAGGACGGCGAGUGCGAGUCGCCCCUCCUCGCCGCGCUGCCGGGGGCGUGAGGGUGCCGGCCGGCCCGCCUCUCGCUCCACGCCCAUUCUUUCGCGGCGGUGCUGAGCUGCAUCUGCGGCUGGCAACCUGGUUGCCAGAGGCAACCUGGUUGCCAGAGGCAACCUGGUUGCCUCUUCUACACGGGACAUGGUCAGGGGAAGGUUCCGGGCGCUCUGGUGGUUGCUCGGAGAGGGGCGUGUUGCCUCUCUCCGCACACCAUGGAGCCCCGCGCAGCGGCCGCCGGCACAACGUACUCCGGCCGCGCCUGCGACGCUGUGAGACGUUGUGACGGCGGUCGAUAUGUCUGUUGCUGCGCGGCCCGAAAUUCACACUCUGUGACUGUGUGAGAAGCAAUCUUGUAUACCG
Molecule: messenger RNA, 938 nt
Organism: Emiliania huxleyi CCMP1516
Lineage: Eukaryota; Haptophyta; Isochrysidales; Noelaerhabdaceae
Exons: 3
Source: RefSeq, a predicted model, not a curated record